AUGAUGUUUGCUUACAUGUGGCUUAGUUACUUCGUUUUUUUUAUUUGGUUUGAAAUUACAUGCUUCAAAAUAAACACAUUAAAAGGUAACAAUAAUUUAAUUUCCUUAGGACAAAAUAUAAAAAAUAUAAAAGUAAAAUUCAGAAAUAGCAUAUACAAUCAUGAGGUAACCAAUAACACGGAACUAAAAAAAAACAUUGAAAAUAAAUUGAAAUAUCAAAUUGGCAUUGAGAUACACGUACAGUUAAGUACAAAACAUAAAGCGUUCUGUAGUUGCUUUAAUACAUCUUCUUUAUAUAAAGAAAAAAAAAAUGAAAAGUAUAACACUGAUUUAACAAACUUUUUAAAUGAAAAUAUACUGAAAAAAAAAACAGUAAACAAAAUAGAUAAUUAUAACUCUGAAAUUGAAAAUUUAAAAAAUGAUAUAGAAGACAAUAAAAAAAGUGAAACAAAUUGUCAUGGUAAUUAUGGGGAUAACACUAUUACUAAACCAAAUGAACACAUUUGCAAUAUUUGUGUAGGUGAAGUAGGUUCGUUAAAUUUAGUAAAUAUUACAGCCAUUUUGUAUACAUAUUUAAUUUGCAUCAUUCUUAAUUGUAAUUUAAGUAAGCAUAUAUCAUUUGAUAGAAAAAUUUAUAAUUAUUAUGAUUUGCCCAAAGGAUAUCAAAUUACACAAAAAGAAAAACCACUAGGAUCAAAUGGGCACAUUUAUAUCAACGGAAAAAAAUAUAAUAUAAAAAGUGUUCAUUUAGAAGAAGAUACAAGCAAAUCUUUUUUACUUUUCAAUAAUUUAAAUAAAAGGAAUUCCAAUGAAUCGAUACCGUCAGAAAUAAAUGACAGAGACACAUUUAAUAAUGAUAUUUUAUUGGAUAAAAAUAAACAUAUUGAUGAUAUUACUAAUAAUUACAUAAAUUCAUCAUCUAAUAAUACCAAUUUAGAAAUUAAUUCGAUUAACCAUGGAGUUGGAAUAAAUAGUAAUUCGGAUAUAAAGCUUUUAUUAGACUAUAACAGAUGUGGUAUACCAUUAGCUGAAAUUGUAAUCGAAAAAGGUUACAUGAAUAUUGACGAUUGUAUAAACCUGUUAAAAGAAAUCAAAAAUAAAAUAUGUUUGCUAGGUGUGUGUGUAGGUAAUAAAGAAAAUAUAAGAUCAGACAUAAACAUAUCUUUUGAAUAUGAAAAUAUAAAAUAUAAUAGGAUAGAGCUUAAAAAUAUUAAUAGCUUUACAAAAAUAAGAAAUUGUAUAGAAUUAGAAAAACAAAAUGCUGUUAAAUCAAUCUUAGAAAAUUAUAAUAACAUAAAAUGUAAUAAUAAUGACAAUAAUAAUAUGUCAAGUGAUAUAUAUACAAAAAGCUAUGUAAAUAAUACAGAUUAUUUUUUACGAAAAAAAGAAAAAUAUAAUUAUGUACACGAAGGAAAUAUACCUGAAUAUAAACUAAACAAUAAAGUCUUAAAGUUGUUAAAGUUUUAUGUUAAUUAUAAAAUCAAAAUAUAUGAAGAUCAAAUUAAAUAUAAAUGGUCAAAGCAUUAUUUCCAUGUAUUUUUUAAUGACCCAUUUUUAUACAACUAUUUUAACGAAUGUUUGGAGCAUAUAGAAGUAGAUAAAAAAGUAAAUGGCAAUGAAAUUGGCGAGGAUGUAAAUCGGAUGGAUGAAGAAAAGAGCAUCUCAAAUUUUAUAGUUAAUACGUUAAUAGAUAUAUUAAAAAAAAAAAAUAUGUUAUCAAAAAAAAUUUUGAUAAAACCAAAGGAUUUAUAUUUUCUUAUCAAAUGCUCAAAAAAAUAUAAUAUAGACAAAACUUUUAUCAGAGAAUAUUUAUAUAAAUACAUAGAUAUAGGGUUUGACAAAGAAGCAUUAUUAGAAAAAUUAAACAUUGCAAAUAAUAAUAUCUUUGAUGAAAUGCAUAAUAUUCUAAAAAAUAUUCUUGAUAAAAAUAUAAAGUAUUUACAAAUUGAUGAUAAUAAAAAUAUAUUAAAUGAGCAAAAUUUUAAAAACCGAAUUAUAGGUAUUUUAAAAAAUAAAAUAAAUCAAGAAAAAUCGUUAAUGAGCAUUAAUUACACAUUUGUAAAUACCUUUAUUAGUGAUUAUAUUAAAAAAAUAUUGGAGGAAAUGCCAUAG
Plasmodium berghei ANKA is the source of this 2112-nucleotide messenger RNA. Its product is annotated as glutamyl-tRNA(Gln) amidotransferase subunit B, putative. Gene Ontology annotation, biological process: mitochondrial translation; glutaminyl-tRNAGln biosynthesis via transamidation. The record is from RefSeq and is a predicted model, not a curated record. Lineage: Eukaryota; Apicomplexa; Aconoidasida; Haemosporida; Plasmodiidae. The transcript has a single exon. Bases 1 to 2112 code for a protein of 703 amino acids. Gene Ontology annotation, molecular function: glutaminyl-tRNA synthase (glutamine-hydrolyzing) activity.